Molecule: messenger RNA, 375 nt
Organism: Meira miltonrushii
Lineage: Eukaryota; Fungi; Basidiomycota; Exobasidiomycetes; Exobasidiales; Brachybasidiaceae
Exons: 1
Biological process (GO): regulation of DNA-templated transcription
Molecular function (GO): DNA binding
Source: RefSeq, a predicted model, not a curated record
AGGAUCAAAGCCAUCUCUGAAGCAUUAUUGUUACUUUCAAAGGCAUGCAGUCACAUAUGUGAAGAGGCUGUGAAGGACGUGAACGAAGUAAUUUGUGAUGGACAUGAAAAUCCUGAAGUGAAAGACAAGAGAGAACGGCUCGAAUCACAACCUCUCCGUUCCUGGUUUUUGAAGCACAUCCAUGAUCCUUACCCCUCAGCUAAAGAAAAGGAAAAGCUUAUUAAGUUGACGAAUGCAAACUUGAAAGAAGCAAACAAGCCAAUGUCGAGAGAGCAAUGCAAUCAAUGGUUCAUUAAUACACGAAACAGAAGCACUUGGAAAGAAUUCUUUAUCAAAUACGGAAAGUCAGACAUAACAACAAUGAAAAAAUUGAUC